CCUGCUCUCCAGACUUUCACAGGAAGCUUUGUCUACUGCCUACAGUCUGUUCUUCCAGAAGGGAUAGUGAAGAGAUUGUUAGAGGAAAUCGGCUAUGUUCCAACCACCUCCACAGAGUUUUCACUGGUCAAGAAGCUGAAUGGGGAGGAAGCUGAACAAGCUGCAUUUGAACUAUUCCUUGCCAGAAUAGAAUGCGAAGAUCUCCUUGAAAUGGCAGAGGACGUCAGGGGCAGUGAUCUGGUGGAUAUCCUGCAGAAGAGAGGCCAGAAGCAUGGGUGUCCUGAAGGGAACCUAGCUGGAAAGCACCAGCCCAGCCAGAGAAAGGGAUGCCAGAGGGAAAAGAAUGAGACAGAAAUAGAAGGAUUCCUUGAUCCUCAGUCAGGAUACUGGACACGUAACAAACUGGUCGUUGAUGGAAGUGAAAGAACUGACCUCCGAAGUGAAUUCAUUCUUGGAUGUCCUGCAGAGCCUCAGCCGGUCACUUCUGAACCCACUCCUGAGCAAAACACAAGUGAAAGGAACCAUGAAGAAGCCUUUUCAACCUCUGGUAUCAAAAGCUCUGACAGUGAGGAUUUUUACAGCGAUAUCGUCAUUGGGCAAAAGCCUCUCCAGUUCACAGAUCUCCCUCCUAAAGCAUCCGAUGAUGCUGCUCAGGCGGCGGGAUUUGUUGGGACAAGGCUUCUGUCCCCUGAUGCUAGUGGCCCACAAGCCUUGGCAAUACUAAGCGAUGGCACUUUGGGAAGUAGCCGGUCUUACGACGACUGCAGAACCCAACAGUCUUGCAGGGCGAUGGUGGAAUCAAAGAUCUGCAGGGCUGUGAACUGUCUGAGCAUUCAUGGACCAGAUCCUACUGAUCAGCCCAAAGAGCUGAAAGGAAGCUCCAUUCUGCACAGCAGUAAACUCACAACAUACGACUUCUCCAGUGAAAAGGAAGUUCACGACUUGUUCUCUAGUAAGCCAAACAUGCAGAUGUGUAAGGGGAAGUUGAUGUGUCCUGUAGAGGAAACUGUGCAACAAGAACAAACAAACAGAACUAGCAAAAGAGACCCUCAGCAAUCUGACCAUUCUAAAAUGAAGGUUGUAGCAACUGGUGGAGAUAAACAGGGCUUCCUUGACCUCUAUUCUGCAACCGCUCUCUCCUGCAAUAUCCCUGGAUGUGAGUGCCCCACUGUUGGUUCAAAUUACAACAGAGUCCUAGAGGCCAUUCCUAGCUUAUGUGGAACCAGAGGGUAUUCUAGACAUGUUGGAGGGCAACCUAGCUCAUGCUGCACUGCUGCUCCUGAAGCAUCAUAUCAUGGUGUCAUUCCUGCAGAUGCUUUGUGCCAGCCAGAAGGAUGUUCUCUCCCUGCUCGUUCUGCAGGCUAUGAUACCUGUGUUGCACCAGUGAAUGAAUCUAACCCAGAGAGUUAUGUUCUUGUAAACAAAAAUGACUAAGAAACGAAGUCCAUGGAGCCUGCCAUCGCCAAACACAAUUCAAUUUCUUGGAGGAAUCAGAUUAUGGUGGAGUCUAGUGGCACAGGCAUGCUACCUUUUCGAUUCCUUUCCACAAUUCUCACUUGCCUUCGGUAAAAUUAAAAACAAGGAUUUAUCAGGGAUGCAACUAAAUCAGAGGUAGGCAACCUCCUGCUAUUCAGAUGUUGCUGGGCAGUAAAGCUCACAACUCCUUGUCAUGAGCUGUACUAGCUAGGACUCGUAGGGUUGCUACAGUCCAACAAUAUCUGUAAGGAUAUCCUGAACGGCACCUGCCUUCUCCCUUCCAGCUGAAUUAUAAGAGGCUCUUCUGAAUGCAUUCAUUCUGCACAAGUACAGCCGUCAACGUUGGGAUUCCUAACAGAAGACAAAUCAGAACGAGGUUCCACAGCAGGGGUAGGGGCUUGGUUCUCUAGUUGUUUCAAACUUCAUUCAGUAAGUCACUUACAGGUGUUUUCAGACAUAUGUACUGUGUCAUUGAUAUAUACUGGGAUAUAUAUGGAUGCUUAAGAUAUGCAAUAAUAUGGAAGAGUUGCAGAUGGAACAGAUAUGGAAGAGUUGCAAAUGCCUUCAGGGUUUGUUACUGAUCAUAGGUUUUUGUCAGUCCCUUUUAUUUGUGAAUUGUACUCUUAAUAAUAUAGCAGAUGAGAAUGAAUGUACACAUA
Molecule: messenger RNA, 2135 nt
Organism: Pogona vitticeps (central bearded dragon)
Lineage: Eukaryota; Metazoa; Chordata; Lepidosauria; Squamata; Agamidae
Source: RefSeq, a predicted model, not a curated record